This is a messenger RNA of Rhagoletis pomonella (apple maggot), 2097 nucleotides long. RefSeq lists its product as uncharacterized. The transcript has a single exon. Bases 1 to 2097 code for a protein of 698 amino acids. NCBI's taxonomy places the organism in Eukaryota, Metazoa, Arthropoda, Insecta, Diptera, Tephritidae. The record is from RefSeq and is a predicted model, not a curated record.
AUGCUUCUGGAGCGUUACAACAACAAACGCUUGCUGGUGAGCAAGUUAGUAAAUGAGCUAACUACUACACCUGGAAGCACAUCAAUGGACAAUGUUAAAAAGCUGCAUGACACAACACAAGAAUGUCUAUUAGCAUUGCAAAAUUUGCAGAUAGACACAUCAACAUGGGAGCCACUUCUGCUCCCCAUUCUACUAAAGAAACUGGAUCAACCGACUCGUUUGCGGUACGAACAAUCAUUAUCAAAGCCACGGGAGGUACAAACACUCAAGGAAUUACUGCAAUUUGUGGAGAAACACUUUCAAUCCAUGGAAGCGAUGGGUGCCAAAGACAAAUCUACAAGCUCAACUGCAAAGGUGUGCACUUCAGUCUCCAAAGGUCAUAGAAAUGACACUUGCAGCAUGUGCAAAAAAGGAAAACAUCCAUUAUUUUCUUGCAAGGAAUUUUUACAACAGUCUCCAUCGGCACGCUUUCAGUUCAUACAAGGGCAGAAAUAUUGCCACAAUUGCCUAAAACCGGGACAUGGUUCUAAAAAUUGUCUAUUAAGAAACUGUCUGAAAUGCAACAAAAAACACAACAGGCUGUUACAUUUCGAGGAUUCAAAAAGGGAUGUGAGCAAAGACAUUACAUCAGUAGCCACUCCAACACAAGACAACGGAUCGCAAAGUACUACACCAUCCAGGACCAAAUCAACGCCAUCAAAAGACGAAGCAGCGUCACUUACCACCGCAGAGCACACAAAGUCAAACACAUAUGUACUACUCAGCACUGCCAUGGUGAAUGUUAGAGGAAUCGGAACAGAAGUGCAGUGUCGGGCAACUCUCGAUUCAGGCUCACAAGUUAAUUUUGUGACUGAACGAUUGGUUAAACGUCUUGGCAUCUCAACUAUACCAGCAUCAAUAUCCAUUAGUGGCAUUGGGUCGAGGAGCACUAAGAUACAGCAUCGAGUCAAUGUGGCGCUACAGUUUCGGAUCAACAACUUUACAACGCGGCUAGAGGCAGCGGUAUUGCCUCAGAUUAUAUCCCCGCAGCCUUCGCAAGAAAUCAAGAUCGACGAAUGGCAAAUACCUGAGAACAUCAUGUUAGCCGAUCCAUCAUUCAAUCAUCCUGACAAAAUUGAUAUAUUGCUGGGGGCGGAGUUCUACAACCAACUGAUGGCAGCAGGGCAAACCAAACUGUCUGAUGACCUACCCAUUCUGCAAAGUACAGUGCUGGGAUGGAUCAUCGCGGGAAAAGUUAGUGGCAACUACAUCUCAAAUGAAAUAUGUGGAAUCUGUACCAACGAUCACAUCAACUUAGAUGCAGCCAUUGCUCGAUUAUGGGAACCUGAGGAUGUUGCAACUGUAAGAAAACAACAUUCCGCAGCAGAAAAACAGUGCGAAGCUCAUUUCGCACAACAUACACUCAUCAAUGAAAAUGGGAGAUUCAUGGUAAGGCUACCAUUUCAUGAAAAUCCGGAGGCCUUAGGGGAAUCCUAUGGGAUGGCGUAUAAUCGAUUCCUGGCCUUAGAACGUCGACUGGCAAAAUCGCUCCAGACAAAGAAUCAAUAUGUACAAUUUAUGGAGGAAUAUGGGAUCUUGGGGCACAUGACGCAAGUGGAUAUUGAUUCCAUCAGUAAACCUAGGAAUCCUCUUGGUGCUCAGUUUCUACAGGACAAGUUUUAUGUAGAUGACGGAAUUGGUGGGUCAGACAGCUUAACCACGACGAUGGAAAUCCAACAGCAACUGAUACACAUCUUAAAACAACGUGGUCUUAACCUAAGAAAAUGGUGCGCCAAUCACUCACAAUUGCUGCAAAAUGUUGGCAUGGAGGAACAAGAAGUUGACAUAGACUUUGACAAUGACAUCAAUCAAACUAUAAAAACGUUGGGGUUAAUAUGGAUGCCUAAGAUGGAUCGAUUCUGCGUAAAGGUAUGCCUAGGAAGCUGCAGUCUUGCAACUAAACGCUCAGUAAGCGCCGAUCUUGCAAGGCUCUUCGAUCCGUUGGAGAUACUAGCACCAAUUGUAGUCAUGGCAAAACUAUUUAUUCAAGGUCUCUGGCAACGGAAACUGACAUGGAAUGAAGCAUUACCAGCCGAUAUGAAUGAGAGAUUGCCUUGA